AUGCCAUGUAGGGAGUCCACUGACGCCAGCGGUGUCACGCUGCCGGCGUCCAUGCAGACACUGCUGCAACGCUACACAGACCGUAAGCUGACUGAGCAGGAGCGUCUCCUCCUCGCGCACGCCACACCGAAUGUCCGAUGCGAAGCCUUGCGCAUUUUCUUCGAAAUGAACGACGCCGCAGCCGGCGUGGAGUAUGUCUUGGCCAACAGUGGAGCUUCUCCCCGCUCUCACGGCGGCACCAGCGCCAGGGCCUCGCGUUCCGGCGGCACCACCACCACCACCACCACUGCCUCCGCUGCGGCGCCGGUUUUGGCUGCUUCCAAGGCUCUCAAGUCGCUGUCGACCAACACGCUGGCUGCCGCUGCUUCCGGUGCGAAGAGGCCUCUUGGUGCGUGGGCACCGACCGGCAAUGCCGCUCUCAGAGACGAGGUGCGCAAGCCCACUGGCACCGGGCGCGCCGUCAUGCCCGCCAGUGGCAGCACCGCGCCAUCGCCAGUAGCAAAGGCCGGGAGCUGUUUGCAUCGCACGCGUGUGACGCGGAGCGGCGAGUCAGUGUGCACCCUCGUCACCGUCUCCUCCAUGUCGAGCGAGGACAGCGACGACGACGCUGAGCUUCGACCGACCAAGACUCCAGCGAGGGAGGAAGGGGCGGAGGCGGUCAUGCCGCCAACCGUAACGCUGCGUUCUCGUGAUUCCCGCGCCAAUGCCGGGGCGGCUGCCGCUGUACUCGCUGUGCCACUCUUAGCGCUGGAUGCUGUUCUGAAGCAGCACGGCAGUACCAGCAACAGCUCCGCAAGCUCUCCCAGUGCUGGUGUCGCGCACAGCGAGCGUCGGUCCUCGGUGAGUCCUGCGAUGACCAACACCACCAUUGUCGCCGUCGAGUUGCAGGCUCGAGACGUUUCUCCCUCCGUCGUACCGCCGCCAGGUUGCCAGCGUCUGUCACCGGCGGCACCGAAGCCGAGCACCACGGCGACCGCUGCUGCUCCAGGUUCUACGCCGGUCGCACCUCUGUCGCUGCCUUCCACCGCAUACGAGGGCGGCGACUACGACGAGGAGCCGCGAAAGACGGUGGCUGCCAAGCCCAUGGAGUGCUACGCGAACCACACAGCUACGCACACCGCACCGGUCCCGCAUCCGCGGCAGCGGUACUAUGCCGGCUUCGCGGACUCCAAGCCGACAGCCGUGCGGUGCGCGCACCGGCGCGAUUGCACCUCUCCCUCCUGGACACCGCCGUCGCUGGCUGGCAGUGGCGCUGUGAGUGUGUGCGGCACGGACUGGGCUGCACUAGUUGCAGCGGCACCUGCGCCGCAACUGCCGACGCCACCAGCGGUGGUGGCGACGAAACGUGAGGCGGCAGCGCCGGUGUCUCCCAGGGAGGACCAUCGCCCAGCACCCGAGGAAGCAACCGACACCACCCCUGCCUCCGGCCUUUGCUCUCCUCGCUUGCCCACAAAGGCAUCGAACGACCAGCCUAGGACAACGCGCGGCAGUGGGUCCGGCGAUACGGCAACCGCGGCCAACAACAGUGGUGGAGCGGGCAAGACUCAGCAGCCACCCCGCACGCCGCGCGUGCCCGUGGCAGACAGAAAGCGCGAAGCGGAGGGUAGCGACAGCCACUCACCCUGCAACGGGCGGCACCCAGACACUGGCACACCCCAGCUGCCACCACCGCCGCCCCCGUCGAAGCUUGGCGGCGCCUCCCCGAUCAAGCGCGGUGCUGCUUGGGAUGAGACGACGGGCAUGUACAUAACGCAUCCGAAUCAGCUUCGACGGCAGAGGGCUGCUCACAGCGUCGCCACAGCCGCCUUGACAGCGCGACCGUCCGCAGCGGUGUGCGGUGUUAGCGGCUCUGCGCUGGAGCCCCCAGACACGCUUCACUACCACUUCGCUCGUACCGCGUCAUCGACGCCAGUUUCAGCGCUACUCACCUCCGUGCCCACCGCCACCGCCGCGGCACACGCGGCAGGAUUGGUUCCCCUGGGCCGCUUGUGCUCUUCUGCCGUGCAUAUCGCUGGGGGUGCAGACUCGAUGCCCGCACGAUCGUGGACUGCGGCGCUGCCAUCGUCGAAGGACGACAAGAAGAAGAAACGGAAGCCGGAGACGAAGCGGGCCAAAGCGCUGACUGAGGCGCCAACUUGGAAGAGGCCGAUCGAGACCAAGAAAACGGCGACGGCUCUAGCUACCUAUCCAGCGGUGGCGCCGGUUGUGGCAAGCCCGCGUGUGACAGGGUACCAGCGGGUUUGCAGCGAGGACGUGCCCGUCAAGUACGACUUCUGCGGCCACAGCGGGGGGACGCUUAUGCUGCAGCGCCAAGCUUCGCGGUAUCCUGCUCAGAUGCUUGCGGCUGCGGCCAGCGGCUCACCAAGGAAGCCCCAUCGUACCGCCUCCGCUAGCCAAACGGUGCGGUCUGCGGUGCCAGUGGCGCGGAUUGAGCGAUGCUACAGUAUGAUGGAAGGUGGUGGGGUUGAGGUAGCCGAGGUGGAGACAGCUCCGCUGAGUGCGCACGCGCCUUGCCACUCGACCAUCCGCACUCCACGCAGUGCGCGCUUCCGUGCCCAGCAGCAUCCCCGUGGGCUUGUGGGAGAGCCCGCUGCCGCUAUGGUCUCCGCGCGUGGUAGCGCCGCCGACCGUACUUGUCAGGUGCCGCCGGCGCACUGCAGCGUCUUUGAGCGACUGACCUCCAACUACUACGACGUCUACUCGAGCGAGGUCGCCCUUCAGGCGACCUCGCCGCCGCCGGUGACGGCGUUCCGACGGGGCUGUCGCUCUGACCAGGAGCAUCGCCGGUCGGCACGCCGCCGCCACUUCAGUGCACCAGCGGCUAGCCCGCGCGGACAUCUUGUGCGUCGUCCUGCAACCGCGCGGCUGGCGCGCGAAGGCUGUCUCAGUACUGAGGAGAUAGUGGCGUGCGAACAGAAGCGCACCACUGCAUCUUCGUCAAGCGCGUUUGCGCGCAGCAGCGCAUCUUGCUACCUUGUUUGCUGA
Molecule: messenger RNA, 2985 nt
Organism: Leishmania mexicana MHOM/GT/2001/U1103
Lineage: Eukaryota; Euglenozoa; Kinetoplastea; Trypanosomatida; Trypanosomatidae
Exons: 1
Coding region: 1-2985 (994 amino acids)
Source: RefSeq, a predicted model, not a curated record